This is a messenger RNA of Colias croceus (clouded yellow), 708 nucleotides long. RefSeq names its product piggyBac transposable element-derived protein 4-like. The transcript has a single exon. The record is from RefSeq and is a predicted model, not a curated record. Bases 1 to 708 code for a protein of 235 amino acids. Lineage: Eukaryota; Metazoa; Arthropoda; Insecta; Lepidoptera; Pieridae.
AUGACGGAAAUCAAAGCUUUGUUCGGGCUUUAUUAUCUUUGUGGAGUUCUCAACAUGAAUCAUGUGACAACCAAAGAACUCUUCGACAAAAACUCAGGCAUAGGCUAUUUUCGUGCUAAAAUAUCGGAAGCCCGAUUUGAAUUCCUGACAAACUGUUUGAGGUUCGAUAAUCGUGCCACCAGAGAAGAGCGUCGUGAGAAUGAUAGACUGGCACCAAUAAGACAAGUAUUUGAUGACAUAGUCAAAGUCUCGAGUGAAUUAUACAGCCCGUCUGAAUACUGUACAUUAGACGAAAUGUUACUGGGGUUCAGAGGAAGAUGCGUCUUCAAAAUGUAUAUUCCCAGUAAGCCUGACAAAUAUGGAAUAAAGAUUGUAAUGUUAUGUGACUCUAAAACUGCUUACAUGAUCAAUGCUUUUGUUUAUUUGGGCAAGGACUCCACUCCAAGAAAUGUUCCAUGUGCAGAGUUUUUCACCAUGAAAUUGACUGAACCAAUCCAUGGAUCCAACCGCAACCUGGCAUGUGACAACUUGUUCACUUCUUUACUAGUGGCAAACCAGUUAUUUCAAAAACAAGUAACUAUCGUAGGAACGCUACGAAAAAAUAAGAGAGAAAUACCACCUCUUUUUCUUGAGCUGCGAAACCGCGAUAAGAACACUGCACAAUUCGCCUUUUCCAAAGAACUCACUCUCUUGUCUUACUGCCAGUAA